CCCAAGUCAUCCUUUUGAAAGAAUUCCUUUUCACAAAUGUUGGUUUGUAUGGAAUUAACUGGACCAAAGUUUACUCCUUCCAUCCCCCCCUUUCAUGGCAUUAUAUAAGGAACUCCAUUUCUGACAAUUGUUAUCACAAAAACCUCCUCCUGUUGUUUUAUCUCUCUGUUUUUACAGUGUUGCCCAGUAUAGUUUUCCACAAAAAAAAAUGGCUCGCUCAAGCGUGGGAAUGGCCUGUCUUUUGCUAGUCUUGUGCUUGGUUGUGCCAAGCUUGGCCACAGUUUACACCGUUGGUGACACUUCUGGCUGGACAACUGGUGUUGAUUAUAGCACAUGGACUAACGGCAAGACCUUCAAAGUUGGCGAUAGCCUUGUUUUCAAUUACCCAACCACUCAUACAGUGGAAGAAGUAAGUUCUAGUGACUACAGUACAUGCACUGUGGGCAACCCAGUCACAACAGAUAACAGUGGAGCCACCACCGUUGCUCUCAAGACUGCCGGAACUCAUUACUUCAUUUGUGGUGUGAUUGGCCAUUGUGGGAAUGGCAUGAAGCUUGCUGUCAAAGUGGAGUCAGGCUCAUCCACAGCACCAUCUACUACAACUACAACAACUAACCCGAAUUCCUCAUCUUCAUGGAGUCUCUCCCCAUUUGUGGCUUUUAUCACAACUUGGGUUGCCUUAUUUGUGAUAGCAAUCAUUUCAUAAGCUUCUGGCAAGAGUGUCGGCCUUGAUCAGGAUAGAGGCAGUGCUGAUCUCCUUUUAUUAUUAUUAUUUUUUUAUUUUCCAUUUUAUCUUGUUUGUAUUGAGGAUCAUUGCUUAGCUUCAUGAAUGAGCAGGUUACUUUUUCAUGGCAUUAGGUACAUCAUUUAUGUAAGUUAUUGUUCAUUGUUGUGUCAUAUUCUAUGUGGACAUUGUCAAACCUGAUUGACAAGAAAAAUGAGCUCAUCUUGCUAAUACUUGAAAGUAAAAAGGGUUUGUCUUUGAUAGAUACAGAGACAUGCUCAUGUCUUUUGAGGAGUAGUUUCUAAUUUUGGUACGAAGAUGAUCAAUAGUUGAAGACAAGAUGACGGGGAUAGCCCUUUCUUUUUCCAUAAUCCCUUGAAUCAAGGAGGUAGGAUGAACUUGAAAUUUGAUCAAAAACCUGAUACAACAACUGAAGACUAGCAAGUAACAACUAAUCUAAUUGACAAUCUUUUAGGAUUAGUUGAAAUAUUCUUUUCUUAGAUUUUGGGCUUUCUUCAAAGUUAUGUCGGUUUCAUGAUA
Messenger RNA from Durio zibethinus, 1264 nucleotides. Its product is annotated as blue copper protein-like. Gene Ontology annotation, cellular component: plasma membrane. Gene Ontology annotation, molecular function: electron transfer activity. NCBI's taxonomy places the organism in Eukaryota, Viridiplantae, Streptophyta, Magnoliopsida, Malvales, Malvaceae. The record is from RefSeq and is a predicted model, not a curated record.